This is a messenger RNA of Strongylus vulgaris, 1172 nucleotides long. Lineage: Eukaryota; Metazoa; Nematoda; Chromadorea; Rhabditida; Strongylidae. The record is from the annotation of a GenBank genome assembly.
AUGCUCGAGCACAAUAUUCGUUUAUCGCGAGCUAUUCGUCGUAAUGCAUCAACUAGUGCCCGGAUUCGACACGGUGAAAUUGAGGGUCAAGCAACUGCACCACGUGUGAAGCCCACUGAGGAUACUGCAGCACAACUGUUGGAUUCGUAUCUGGCGACUGCUACGCAAAGUAAAUGUACUGUACAAGAGAAGGUGUGGAAACUUUGUCAAGCGCUCUUCCCUCCUGAAAAGACAGGAGUUUGGCAAUGGCAGAGAACACAAGAUAUGGGAGACUGGCUACGAGAAGAAGUUUCUAAUCUGUCGAAAGGAAAAGUUGGACGUGGAGCAUCUCAAGUUUGGUCAUUGCUGUGUGUGGGUAACGUUGAGGAAGCAAUUCGUGUUGCCAAUGAAGAGGGGAUGACGAUGCUUUCUCUGAUGAUAGCAGCAGCGCUAUCAUCUGAGCAGAUGGGACGGGAAGACUGCGCGAAGAUGGUGGAGCUGUGGGAGAUGAAUGGAGAACUUGGAAUGAUGGAAGAUGACCUGAUCAAAAUCUAUCUCGUAUUAGCAGGAAGAUCACAUGCAGAGUUUCUUCGAAAGGGGAAGAUGGUGAAAUUAAACUGCUUAGAAGGGCUAGAUUGGCUUCAGGCGUUUGGUAUUCACCUGUGGUACAUCAAUUGGGGAGGCUUUUUGGAGGAUGCUGUUGAUUCAUUCACUGAUGAUAUUGCUGCUGGAAGAGCGAAAUCGCCGGAAUCGCAUGUGUUUGAGCAGCUUAUUCGAUUGGCUUGCUCACCAAGUCAUCAAGUAGAAGCUGUUCUCGAUGCUGCAGCAUUGCUCAGCCCGAAUCCUCUAGAUGCGCAACUUAGUUGGCAUCUGUGGUCAGUUCUCAGAGCACUUGGAUACAAUACUAUGACCCCAGCUGCUGAACAGCGAUUACAUAUGUCGUAUGCCAAUCAGCUGUCAUCAUCGGAACUUUGGCAUCUAGCCAUAUUUGUACUCAGUCAUAUCAGUCAUGAUCAAUGUCGCUCCGUAGCGAUACGAGAAGUGUUAGAUCGCAUGUCGUUAACAGCCCGGUCACAGCAGUACGAGAAAAUUCUGACCAUUUGCGAUGUCCCGAAAGAGUGGAUUUCAGCGGCCAAAUUUAUCAGAUCAAAGGUAGAAUUAUCGAGUUCUCCGCUUAAACUUUUUCUUUGAGA